AUGAAAUUUAUUCUAGAUGGUUUAAAUGAUGAAAAAGAAGUAUCAGAAAUUGAAUCAAACCCUUCUCUUCGCCACCAUUUCGAUUCAUCAUCUUCUUCUAACUCGCAAUCACCUCAAUCAGACGUUCAAGCCUGGAAGCAAUUUCACACUCGUCACUCCUCCGGCAAAUUCUUCAAGGUUCGGUUCCAUUACAUUCCUUCUUUUCACACCUCCCACAUUCACUUCACUCACCCCUUUUUUCUGGAGAGACGCUAUUUGUUAAAGGAGUUUCCUCAAUUGCUUUCCUCUCACCCGAAUUCUAACCCUAAACUGUUGGAGGUUGGUUGCGGCAAUGGAAGCACCGUUCUUCCUAUUCUACGGGCAAACAAGGAUGUUAUUGUUUAUGCUUGCGAUUGUAGUGAUGAGACUCUUGAUAGAGCUAAGGAAAUUAUAAAUGCAAAUGCAAUUGAUUCGUUUAAGCAUCGUUUUCAUACUUUUUGUUGUGAUGUUUCCACUAAUGGAUUCCCAAAUUGGUUGGCAUGUAGCACUUGUAGAGACAAAUUUUUGCAAAACCAGUCAGAUGUUGAAGGGGAUAAUGGAAUGAAUGUUAAGGAGUCGUGUUCAUCGGAAGGAUUUGACUGUUGUGUUGGAGGAGUAGAUUUUGUAACAUUGCUUAGUGGUUCCUCAGAUUUCAUGGAUUUACAAUGCUACAAUGAGGUUGCAGCUUUGUUUAUGCUUCUAAGAUUUGAUUUAUUCAUAAUAUAUUCUAAACUGAGCAAAAAUUUUGCAGCUUUGGGUUCUCUUAACAAACUUAUUGAAGGAUGUGGAACAUCAAUAACACCAGCACAUGAAAAAAUUGGUGUGGUUGAUGAACAAUGGAUUGUUCAUCAAACAAUUCCUACUCUUGGUGAACGAGGAGAAUAUGAUCAUGGAAAAGACAAAUAUGAUGCGGUAUGUUUAUUUGACACGAAAACGAUAUUACUGUCACAAUUCUCUGAUGUACUUAUGAUUAUGAACUUCGAUCGUUUUUCGGGACUACCUGAUAACGGAACAUUCACUAUCGGCUUCACUCCAUCAGACACUGAUAAUCGAUUAUUCACGUUAGGCAUUUGGUUUGCUAGCCUUCCAGGAGAUCGAACUUUCGUUUGGUCACCCAAUAGAAACUCACCUACAUCUCAAGAAGCAAUUUUGGAGCUUGACACAACAGGAAACCUCGUCCUCGUCGACAAAAAAGUCACCAUAUGGGCCUCAAACACAUCAAAUGCUAAUGUAGAAUCAGCAACCAUGUCAGAAUCUGGUAACUUCAUCCUUCACAGCACAAACAACCACCCUAUAUGGCAGAGUUUUUCUCAACCUUCAAACACACUUCUCCCAAACCAGCCUCUAACAGUUUCUUCAGAAUUAACAUCAUCAAAAUCCUCAUCUCAUGGUGGCUACUAUGCUCUCAAAAUGCUUCAGCAACCAACUUCUUUAAGUCUUGCACUAACUUACAAUCUUCCAGAAAGUUACCAAACUUUUGAUGAAAAUGAAUCAUAUGCAAACUAUUCUUAUUGGCAAGGUCCUGAUAUUUCCAAUGUAACCGGAGAAGUUAUCGCGGUUUUAGAUCAAGCCGGAAGCUUUGGAAUUGUAUAUGGAAAUCCAUCUGAUGGUGCAGUUUAUGUUUAUAAGAAUGAUAAUGAUGAUGCAGGUUUAGCUUCUGCAAUUCAUCAAUCUACACCGUUAACCGUUCUUAGGAGACUGACACUCGAAGAGAAUGGAAAUCUGAGGUUAUACCGAUGGGAAGACGUAAAUGGAUCGAAACAAUGGGUGUCACAGUGGGCUGCAGUUUCAAAUCCAUGUGAUAUUGGUGGAAUUUGUGGUAAUGGAGUAUGUAAAUUGGAUAAAACUAAGACUAAUGCUUCUUGCACUUGUUUACCAGGAACUUCUAAACUAGGAAGAGAUGGACAAUGUUAUGAGAAUUCAUCUCUGGUUGGAAAAUGUACUAAUGGAAAAAACGAAAACAAGACAUCGAGUUUUAGAAUUUCGACAGUGCAACAAACUAAUUAUUAUUUUUCUGAAUCUUCAAUAAUAGCUAAUUAUAGUGAGAGUGAUGUUUCUUCUGUAUCAAAAUGCGGCGAUGCAUGUUUGUCCGAUUGUGAUUGUGUUGCUUCUGUUUAUGGACUAAAUGAAGAAAGACCUUUUUGUUGGGUGUUGAGGAGUUUAAGUUUCGGCGGUUUUGAAGAUACGAGCUCUACUUUGUUUGUGAAGGUUCGAGCAAAUAGUUCAUGGACACCAGAAGGACAAGAGGGAAGGUCUAAUAACAGUUCUUCUGAUGGAAUGGGGAGUGCUAAGGAAAAGGCUGUGAUUAUUCCAAUUGUUCUAGGCAUGAUAGUUCUCAUUAUUUUACUCACUAUGUUACUGUAUUACAGUGUUCAUAGAAAAAGAACUUUGAAAAGAGAGAUGGAAUGUUCAUUGGUCUUAUCAGGUGCUCCAGUGAAUUUUACUUACCGCGCUUUGCAGAUCAGGACAAGUAACUUUUCGCAGCUUCUAGGAACAGUUGGAUUUGGAAGUGUGUAUAAAGGAAGCUUAGGAGAUGGUACCUUAGUCGCGGUGAAGAAACUUGAUAAGAUUUUGCCUCAUGGAGAGAAAGAAUUUAUCACCGAAGUAAACACGAUUGGCUCAAUGCAUCAUAUGAAUUUGGUUCGUUUAUGUGGUUUUUGUUCUGAGGGACCUCAGAGGCUUUUAGUUUAUGAGUUCAUGAAGAAUGGUUCAUUGGAUCAGUGGAUCUUCCCUUCGAUUCGAGGACCAGAUAGAUUGCUCGAUUGGCAAACUCGUUUUGAUAUAGCCAAAAAUACUGCACAAGGGAUUGCAUACUUUCAUGAGCAGUGUAGAAACAAGAUAAUACAUUGUGACAUCAAGCCAGAAAAUAUAUUGUUAGAUGAAAACUUUUGUCCCAAGGUAUCUGAUUUUGGACUUGCUAAAUUGAUGGCAAGGGAACAUUCUCAUGUGGUAACAAUGGUAAGAGGCACUAGAGGCUAUUUGGCACCAGAAUGGGUUAGUAAUCGACCGAUAACCGUAAAAGCAGAUGUUUACAGCUAUGGAAUGCUUCUUUUCUUAUUUUUUUGGUGUUUUGUUUAG
Messenger RNA from Vicia faba (fava bean), 3096 nucleotides. NCBI's taxonomy places the organism in Eukaryota, Viridiplantae, Streptophyta, Magnoliopsida, Fabales, Fabaceae. The record is from the annotation of a GenBank genome assembly.